This is a messenger RNA of Bombus huntii, 3965 nucleotides long. RefSeq names its product protein transport protein Sec31A (gene Sec31). The record is from RefSeq and is a predicted model, not a curated record. Gene Ontology annotation, cellular component: COPII vesicle coat; endoplasmic reticulum exit site. Bases 170 to 3940 code for a protein of 1256 amino acids. Gene Ontology annotation, biological process: COPII-coated vesicle cargo loading; endoplasmic reticulum to Golgi vesicle-mediated transport; endoplasmic reticulum organization. The transcript is spliced from 14 exons. Lineage: Eukaryota; Metazoa; Arthropoda; Insecta; Hymenoptera; Apidae. Gene Ontology annotation, molecular function: protein binding; structural molecule activity.
GCAAACUGUAUGUUUAUCACGAAUACCAAAGAGGUCAGCACCAUUCUGAACGUAUGGUUCGCCACGUUGGAAGAAGUUGACGGGUGAUUGCUACUUGUUUGACGUUAGGGAUUUAUUUCUGUAAAAUACACUUAAUUACUGUUAAUUUGAUAUAUUAAGGGACCCAAGGAUGAAGAUUAAGGAGUUACUCAAGACUGUCAAUGUAGCAUGGUCACCACCGGCUCAGCAUCCUAUAUUAUUGGCUGCAGGAACUGCAGCCCAACAACUUGAUGCAAGUUUUAACACAUCUGCCAGCUUGGACUUAUAUUCCUUAAACUUACAACAACCUGGAUAUGAUUUGGAGCUUAAGAUCAGUGUUGCAAGUGACCAUAGAUUUCAUAAAAUAAUAUGGGGUUCAUAUGGUAAUAAUCCAGCUGGUAUAAUUGUCGGAGGCUGUGAUUAUGGCAUUAUAAAGAUUUAUUCAGCUGCUAAAAUGUUAGCUAAUGAUAAUAAUUACUUGAUAAGUAAAACGGACAGACAUACAGGUCCAGUUAGAGCACUUGAUUUUAAUCCCUUUCAAGCAAAUUUGUUAGCAACUGGUGCAACAGAAAAUGAAAUUUAUAUAUGGGAUAUUGUUAACACAAAUUCUCCCAUGACUCCUGGAGUCAGGAGUCAACCACUAGAAGAUGUCCAACAUAUUGCUUGGAACAAGCAAGUGCAACAUAUCCUUGCUUCCACGUUUUCACAACGAUGUACUAUAUGGGAUUUGAGAAAAAAUGAGCCAAUUAUCAACUUAACAGAUACAAAUACAAAGGUAAGAUGGAAAGUAGUUCAGUGGCAUCCAGAUGUUGCAACACAGUUGUGCUUGGCAUCAGAAGAUGAUCAGGCUCCUAUAAUUGAAUUAUGGGAUUUGAGAUUUGCAACAUCACCCUUGAAAACAUUCCAAAAUCACCAACGUGGUGUCCUAUCAAUUGCAUGGAAUCCACAUGAUUCCGAUUUACUCUUAAGUUGUGCCAAAGAUAAUAGGAUAUUGUGUUGGAAUCCUAACUCAGAUGCACCAAAUGGUGAAGUAAUUUGUGAAUUAGCACAAACAAAUCAGUGGAUUUUUGAUGUCUCAUGGUGUCCAAGACAUCCUGGGUUAGUUGUGGGAUCUAGCUUUGAUGGGCAUGCUGCAGUUUACUCUUUAUUGGGAGGACAACAACGAAUGUCAGCAGAAACAUCUAACAAAAUUGUAGAUUCUUUCCCUGGAAUGGAUCCUUUCACGCAUGCACCACCUCCUGUACAGACAGAACCAGCAGUCACCUUGACAAAGGCUCCAAAAUGGUUAAAAAGACCAUUUGGAGCAUCCUUUGGUUUUGGUGGUAAAUUGAUAAUAUUUGAAAAUGGACCUGUAGAUCCUAAUUUACCUCCAAAUUCAAAUAAAAGAGUGAUAAUAUCACAAGUGGUUACACAACCAGAAUUAAUUCAACGUUCAAAUGAGUUGGAGGAAGUUCUUAAAACUGAGCAAUAUAGUGAUUAUUGCAAAGGGAAAGUUGAUAAUACUACUGAUAUAUAUAGAAAAAAGAUAUGGAAUUGUGUGGGAGCAUAUUUUAGUGAAAAUGUGACAAAGAAUAUAUUGAAUUUACUUGGUUAUAACAUAGAAACAAUGAAUAAUAAAUUAAAUCAAUUCGUUUCACAAGAAGAUGUUAAUAGUAUUACAGAAGGAGUUGGUAACUUGAAUAAUGUACUUAAUGGAAACAUUAUUGAUGGAAGCAUGGUGUUCGAUGCUAUUGCACAAGAAUCUAAGAAAACAUUAUUAACUGCUGCAAAAAAUAAAAACAUUCAAAUAAAUGUGUCAGAUGAUGAGGAUGGGCUUAUAACUCAAGCAAUCCUCUUAGGAAAUAUAGAAGCUGCUGUAUCAUUGUGCUUUGCAAAUAAAAGGUACGCAGAUGCGGUCAUUCUUUCAAUGGCUGCUGGACCUGAUUUGUUAGCACGUACCCAGUACAGAUACUUUUCAGAACAUUCUGGAGCUCUCAAUUCUCUUAUCAAUUCAUUAGUUAGUGAAAAUUGGGCUGAUGUUGUUAACAAUGCUGAUAUAAAUUGUUGGAAAGAAGUGUUGAUUGGAAUAUUUAUUCAUUCCAAUCCACAAGAACGAUCUGCUUUGUGCGACAUGCUUGGAGAUCGUUUAGCAUCAUCUGACGAUGUAACACUCAAAGAACAAGCUCAAAUUUGUUAUAUUUGUUCUGGUAAUUUGAAUAAAAUGGUUGAAUCUUCCAAUGUUGAAAUUCAGGAAAUAGUAGAACUAGUAGUUAUAAUGCAGAAAGCAUUAGAAACGCAAAAUAUUAGGGACGUACCAAUAGAAGGAAAAAUUGCCAACGUUUUGUCUCGUUAUGCUGACAUGUUAGCGGCCGAAGGAGAUCUCGAUUCUGCACUAAAUUAUUUGGGAAAUAGUCAAGAUGAAAAAGUCGUAAUGUUAAAAGAUCGCUUGAUGCGAGCUUUAGGUUAUAUUGAAGAAUCGAAAGUCGUGCCAAAAGCACCAGCAAUGCAAGCUUAUUACGAUCGAACCAGAAGAUCUGUAACUGGCAUACAAGGUGUACAAAAUCCACUGUCUACUGGAUCAACAAGACUCUUUUUCGAUUCAAACAUUGCUGCUCCAACGAAACAAUCUUUCGCACCUCCCCCAAAUCAAUUCAGUACUCAACAGCAACAACAAAUGUUUGGAAUAUCUCCGCUUCAACCACAUGUACAAUCAAUGCAACCUGUACCAUCUCUGCAACCUAUGCCACCUAUGCCACCUAUACCAUCUAUGCAACCUAUGCCACCUAUACCAUCUAUGCCAUAUGAUCAAAUAUCUCAUUCUUACACUUCAACAUCCGUUCCUCAAUCACUUCCACCACCACCUCCUUCAAGUGCAUCAAGCGGAAUCGGAUCUCGACCACCUAGCGCCGGACCGCCAGCGAGAUCAAAAUAUAUAAUAGAUCCGUCUGUUAAAUCUACUUCAACAUACGGACAAACUGGUUUUCCUCAACAAACAUCGUCGUAUCAACAAAUUCCUCCAGUAUCAGGCUAUUCUUCAUCAAAUAUGUAUCAACCAGAAGUUCCUAUGCCGACGAACACAUACUCCGGACAAAGUCUCGUAUCAAAUGUUAAAGAAACUGGAACUUUUAAGCCAGUUCAACUUAAUGUAUUAUCGCCACUGCAAAAUCCACCUCAAAGUCAAAUGUAUGAACCAAUUAGAAUGCAACCAAUUCAGCAGACUCAAAUGUAUGGAAGCGAAAAUCAGCCACCAAUGGAUCGCUCAAACAUCUAUCAAGCACCGGUACAGCCUGCUGGAUGGAAUGAUCCACCUGCUGCAAAGCCCUCUAGGAUACAGUCAAAACAAGAUUAUCAGCCACAAAACCCGAUUUUACAUCCAUUAAGAGGAACCCAACCGCAACCCGAACCAAAUGUAUUGCAACACGACAAAUUUUAUCCGGAUACGCAAGCAUCUUUCAACCCGCAACAAUAUCAUCAGAAUAUUCUAAAUCAAUCCAAUAUCAGUCAGAAUAUUCCAAAUAUGGCUGCUCAAUAUGCCAAACCAAUGGAACCUACACCACCGGUCGCAAUUGCCAGAACACCGGAACCGGAAAAGCCAAAAGCACCGAUUCCAGAACAGCAUAUGCACUUAAAAACAGUAUUCGAUGAAUUAAAAAAUCAGUGCUUUGAAAACGCCAAGAAUCCACAAAUUAAACGCAAAAUAGCAGAUGUAUCCAGAAAACUCGAAGUUUUAUACGAUUGCCUUAGAGAGAAUAAGCUGUCACAGAAUUCUUUACAAGGAUUACAUCAAAUAUCACAGAUGAUACAAAGUGGAAACUAUACUGGGGGUUUAGAUCUUCAUACACAAUUAGUUUCAGGUCCAGAUUUUAGCCAGAUAGCUUCUUUCAUGCCGGGUAUUAAAGUAUUAUUCCUAAUCGCUCUUCAAUUGAAUGUCUAUAUUAGAUAGAAUGCAAUAUAUAAAACCUGGAAUA